Hyposmocoma kahamanoa is the source of this 2425-nucleotide messenger RNA. Its product is annotated as sentrin-specific protease 1-like. Gene Ontology annotation, molecular function: deSUMOylase activity. The record is from RefSeq and is a predicted model, not a curated record. The transcript has 7 exons. Lineage: Eukaryota; Metazoa; Arthropoda; Insecta; Lepidoptera; Cosmopterigidae. Gene Ontology annotation, cellular component: nucleus. Bases 49 to 2130 code for a protein of 693 amino acids. Gene Ontology annotation, biological process: protein desumoylation.
ACAAAAAUAUUGGCCUUAAAAAGGUGAUGGAAGCAUAAAUUACUGAAAAUGAAGUCCAUAGUGGCUUAUGUGCGGAAUUUACUGGGUUGGUGUGAAGAAGAUUCAGCAAUCCGAAUAAAUUUUAAACGGGACAGAGCCGACGAUGAACUUUCGUCGGACGAUGAUACACCAGCGAUUAAGAGGCUCAAGCAGUUGAAAAGAACAAGUUUUCCUGAUAUGACCACAAAUGACUUGUGGGGCAAGGAGGAGAGGCAAAGCAAAGUCCGAUAUGUGCCAAUUCAGGUCGAAGCAGGCCACCCCAGUACCUCCACUCCAAAUGAGCCUGGGAAAUUCAGUAGUAGGUUGCGGACAGUGCCCGUCCAACUAGUGGAGGUGUCGGAGAAUGGUCGGUUGACACCUGCCAGAAAGCCGAGGAUGCACACUCCAGUGCGGCCAGUUGUUCAUGCUGUGAUUGAUGAUGAUGAUGAACCUGAGGUCACACUGGUAGAAAAUAGACCAUCAAAUACAAAGAAACCCACAAAAGUGUACAUAAAUCUGGACGAUGAAGAAAAUGACGAGGGACAAGAUGAAGAUGAUGUUAUAUUCGUUAAGAAAGUCUCGUCUCCCCCCGUUAAACCUUACAAGUUCUUCAUGUCAAAGAAUAGUCAUGAUCUAACGGAUUCUAAAGAUGACGAAAUACAGUAUUACAGACUGAGUCGAAAAUCAAAUGACAGAUACUCUCCUAAAACAUAUAGCAAAUUCAAGGCGCCUCCAGGAAUAACAAAAACGUAUAAAAAGGCACCUACACCCAUUCCACGAUGGAUGCAACCGCAGAAAUCAUCAAAUCUUUCCAAUGUUCGGAAUAGGUACUUAAACCUUAAUGGAAAUGCUAGAUCAACGUUGUCAGAAGUAUUCAAUUUAGAUGAGAAAAGAAAUUACCAAGAACUGAUUAGAAGAGUAGCAUCAACAACAAGGCCUGUGUCGGUUAAUAAGCCUGUAGAAGUUAUCAAUUUAGCUGAUGAAGCUGCAUCAUUCCGUAUGACACAACGAUCACAAAAAAGUGCAUUAAAUGAACUCAAGCUUGUGGAAAAAGGCCUUGCUGCUGAACGGGAAAGUGAAGCUACAAGAGAGUAUGAUCCUAUUACUGUAGCAUCAAUUAAUUCUUCAGACUCCGAAGUGGAGAUUGUUCCUUCAGAAUCCUCAACUUCUUCAGUACGAAUUGAUCCAAUCAACUCUUUGAAAGACUCAUUUAAGGACAAAGCGGUGACUUCUGACAACUGGCUUUCGAAAUUGGAUUCGAAGUAUAAGCAAAAGAAGAAAGAGACACAGGAAAAGUUAGUGGAGGCGAGACGUGAAUCUGAUAUAAUUUCUAAAGUAAAUUAUGAACAAAAACUAGCACACUUAGAGCAUAAGCUAAAGUAUGAAUUGAGUAUACCUGAAAGCCUCAUAGAGGAGCCUCAACCUACAGUAGAGUUACCUAAACUAACUCCGGAGCAGGAAAAAUUAGUGAACAGAGCUGUAGGGCCUGGACCUCCAAACCAGCUAUUAGUAGAGAAAUUUAAUUUAAGAAUACACAGACGGGACCUACAAACCCUAGCUGGCCUUAACUGGCUGAAUGACGAAGUGAUAAACUUCUACAUGAACUUGCUGAUGCAGCGGAGUGAGGAGAGGCCAGAUUUACCCAAGGUGUAUGCCACUAAUACCUUCUUCUAUCCUAAGCUCAUGCAAAGCGGACAGGCGGGCCUGCGCCGCUGGACUAGAAAGGUGGACAUAUUCGCGCAUGACAUGAUAAUAGUGCCAGUGCAUCUUGGGGUCCACUGGUGCCUCAGUUUAGUGGACUUCCGCGAGCAGAAGAUCAACUACCUAGACAGCAUGGGCAGCCGCAACCAGCAGUGCUUGGACGCGCUGCUUCAGUACUUACGUGAUGAGCAUAAGGACAAAAAAGGACAGCCAUUUGAUGACAGCGGGUGGAGAACUGAAUGUCUUAAGGACAUCCCCCAGCAAAUGAACGGGAGCGACUGUGGUAUGUUCGCGUGCACUUUCGCGGAGUUCUCGGCUCGUAACGCGCCAUACACCUUCUCACAGACGCACAUGCCGUAUCUGCGCCGCAAAGCAGCACUCGAGAUAUUGCAGGGGAAAUUGAUGCUGUAAUGUGAUGACUGAUUUGUGAUUUGGAGGUGUUAGGAGUUCACUAAAGAUAAUGGUUUGGGUAUAUACACUAUUAGGGCUAUUUUCAUUUCGAAUUGAAUUUGAUGCCUCUUAACAAUGUGCAUUUCUAUAAUUAAAACAACCAACUUAUGUUCUAUGACAAAUGUACAAAAAUUCAAACAUUUUGUGAUUUUUUCAUACAAAACUGCACCUGCUGUUCGUUGAUUUGCAACGUGACGUGAAAUUUCAACUAAUGUAUCGAAAACUAAUAAUGUCACCAAAACAUACUUCUGAAAAA